Poecilia latipinna (sailfin molly) is the source of this 1140-nucleotide messenger RNA. It is a transcript of the gene jpt1, whose product is annotated as Jupiter microtubule associated homolog 1. The transcript has 5 exons. Gene Ontology annotation, cellular component: nucleus. The record is from RefSeq and is a predicted model, not a curated record. NCBI's taxonomy places the organism in Eukaryota, Metazoa, Chordata, Actinopteri, Cyprinodontiformes, Poeciliidae. The coding region runs from base 172 to 696 and encodes 174 amino acids.
ACGCCUGGCACCGCAGAAGCAGCGGAUCUGCUCUUCGUAUGUUUUUUCAGUCUCGGGUGGAGUCUACAUCCCGUCGCUUCUCUGCGGGCAACGAGGAGGAUUUCUUUUUUUUUUUUUAUUAGUUUGACUGCUGCUUAUAACCCGCCAAGACAUUGAAGCAGCUCUUCGAAGAUGACGACGACCACCACGUUUCAAGGGUUAGACCCCGGUUCUAAAAGCAGUUCCAGGGUACUACGGCCGCCUGGUGGGGAGUCCAACUUCUCUCUUGGCACAGAUGAAAACUCAACCCCCCAACGCAAGAACAAGAUGGCCUCUAGCAUCUUUGCAGAACCCGAUGACCCCCAUGCUCAUCGAAGGAACAAUCCACCAACUGGGGCUCCCACAGGAACCCUGUGCGGGGAGCCCUCGGCCCCCCUGAGAAGAGUCCAGCAGCCUCUCCUCUUCCCCAAGAACCCCCAGCCGGAGCUGACCACCAUCCACAACUCCGGAGCCGCCAUGAUCUGGAACCAGAGACGAGAGGGUGAGAACGGCCAGGAACAAGCAAACGAUGAGAGCCCUGAAGAUGUGGAGGGGGAGAUGGAGGAGCCCGAUCAGAAGGAGACGUCACAGGCCCCCGCCCCGUCGGGAGGCGCCAACGCUGCCGCGGGCGGCCGGAGGAACCCUCCCGGUGGCAAAUCCAGCCUCAUUCUGGGUUGAGACAACUCCUUUUUCUUUUUUUUGAUAUAUAUUUUUUUUCAUUCAAUCACUCUCUUUUUUUAUUUUUGAAGAUAAAAACACCUCCCGCCACCGUCUUCCUCCUCAUCAACAUGUCACCGUCUCUUCUUGUCCUCCUCCUUCCCGUGCCGUCACGUCCAUGGACUCUUGUUUCCUCUCACUCCACCCUCAAACCUUUUGUUUGAUCCUCUUUUUUUUUUCUAUUGAAAGAAAACUGUUGACAAAAGCACUUUAUGUAUCUCCCACACCCCUCCCAUCUCAGCCCAUCCUGUAGUGCAUCGCGCCUGCUGGAAAAGGCAUGACAUAAUUUUAGCUUGUCCCUCUUUCCUUCCUCCGUUGUAAAUGGUAAAACAAACAAAAAAAAAUAACUAAAAAAGAUUUGAUGUGUGGAUUUCUAAAUACAAUAAAGAUUCAUAUGAAAUUGCA